AUGGGAUCUCUACAGCAACCACCACCUCCUCCGGAGAUGCCACGAACUAACUUAUCUCCUUUCUAUUACGGUCUAGUCGUGAUAGGUUCCACGGCAAUUAUUCUUGCAAUACAUAACAUCUUUGUCGUUGGAUGGUGCAUAUCUCGUCGCGGAAGACAACCACGUCAAAUCCCUAUUGAUCUACCACUACCGGUAAUCACUAGCCAGAUUUUCAAUAGAGACUCGAGUUCGCUACUAAUUUCUACAUUCAAAAAUAAGAAAGAAGGGAAGGAUGAUGAGUGUGUUAUAUGCUUAUCGAGUUACGAAGAUGGUCAAGAUGUUCGACAGUUGUCUAGGUGUAAACAUUCAUUUCAUGCUUCUUGUAUAGAUAUGUGGCUCUUCUCUCAUUCAGACUUCCCAAUUUGUCGAACAACCUCUGGAAAUGCCAGUAACAACCAUGCUAGCACUAGCAUUGUCUGUGAAAAUGGCAGUCCAUUUAGCAGAACAAAUGUGGUUUCACGGCCAGCGGGAGUGCCAGAGAAGAAUAGAGCUUGCAGGUUACUCAGUUGGUACACUGAGGGCGAGAUUGUGGCUGAUGUAGUUAUUGCUGAAGCAGAUCCAAAGAAGUUAAUCCAUGGAAUGCCAAUAGGUUUUGGAGCUUACAAGGUAUCUGUGAAAGGUUCUCGUGUGGAUGAUGCUCUUCUCUACAGGCAAACCAAUGAGUUGAAGUGUAUCCAUGAUGUUAUAGGAACUUACAUCUCAUGGGCCAAGGAUCUGAUAUUGCUUGACUAUCCAUCUGACUUCUUAAUCUUCUUUGGGAGUGUUUCAGGAAACUUUCUUCUUUUGCUGCUCUUUUUUUGCGUCACUGGAUAUUUUGAAUGGUCAAACGGUUUAGUGUUUGAAUGA
Molecule: messenger RNA, 885 nt
Organism: Papaver somniferum (opium poppy)
Lineage: Eukaryota; Viridiplantae; Streptophyta; Magnoliopsida; Ranunculales; Papaveraceae
Product: RING-H2 finger protein ATL33-like
Exons: 2
Coding region: 1-885 (294 amino acids)
Biological process (GO): protein ubiquitination
Source: RefSeq, a predicted model, not a curated record